AUGACAACCAACUGCUCAGCAACUAUCGACCUGAGUCAGCUCGACCAGCUUCUCCUGACGACGUAUAUUCUCCCGGGAGCAGCCCGUGAGGCCAAUAUACCUGCCAAGGUACGGGACGGCCUUUUGCAAAACAAAUCUACGUCAACACCACCUUCACCCGAGAUCCUCGAACCCGCCGUGAGAAGCAUUCGCGACCUAAUGGAGGAUACAAUUUUCGUUUCAUUCCUAAACAGCCCCUCCACAUACCUUUACGAAUGA
Molecule: messenger RNA, 258 nt
Organism: Penicillium argentinense
Lineage: Eukaryota; Fungi; Ascomycota; Eurotiomycetes; Eurotiales; Aspergillaceae
Exons: 1
Coding region: 1-258 (85 amino acids)
Source: RefSeq, a predicted model, not a curated record